UAAGACUCGUCUUGUCGUCCAUCUAGAAAAUAUUGGCAAAAACGUUUCUUUGGUGUCGAUUCCAGUCCAGGUUAUCUCUUUUUGUGACAAUUCAAUUCAGAUUUACCAAGAUUAUUAGUGUCAUAACUUCAGAAUGAACAAAAAAAUGAGCGACAAUGGGCUGACUAAUGUAGAAGAAGUGCGUCUUGGAUUGUAUCGUGUGAACUGGAGUUUUUCUGCUAAAAUGAAGACAAAUGUGGGGGCGUACACAACUGUGUUUGCACUUCGUGGAUCCCAGUUUGGUCGCAUUUACAUAAUCACUUACGAUUUCCUUUGCAAGACUUUUAAUGAAAUGGAGCCUUAUUAUUUCUCCUUCACUUUAAAAGAAUAUUCAUCUAGCGAAAGUGAUUCAAGUUAUUCUCAAUUGACUGGAGUGGGAGUUCAAGCUGCACAACCAUCAGAGCCAAAACGCCAAAAGAUUGAUGAAGCAUCAGUUUCAUCCCAAGUGACAGAACGUGAAAAGUUACCUCCACUUAAAGUUUCUUUAGACAAUGGAGACAAUUUCUUAUUCAUGGGAGCAGAAUUCAACCAGGUAAACUCCAAGCUGUGGGAAAAACGCAUAUUCAGCAAAGAUAAUCCGAAAAAUGUUGCUUUGUGGAUCGAUUUUGGAAAUAGUGAGUUGAACGAAAACAAAAUCGUGAAAGGUCUGGCUGGAAUGUUCUACAGUCAAACUCUAUGUGAUGUCCAUUUUCAUUUUAAAAAUGGGCAGACGAUCGGUGCUCAUGUGAUAGUCCUCUCAACUGGAAGUCCCGUAUUCGCCACCAUGUUCCAGUCCAGCUUCAUCGAGUCCAAAACAAGGAUAGUCAACAUUGAAGAUAUUGAGCCCGAAGUAUUCAGACAGUUGCUCAUUUGUCUGUACACGGGAAAAGCUCCAAAAAUGAAGGAGAAUGGUCUAGCCCGGCAGCUGUAUGAAGAUGCCGAUAAAUAUGGUAUCGAGAACCUCAAGAAAGAGUGCGUUGAAGAAUUGCUCAAUCAACUGUCGGUCGGAAACGCCAUCGAACUGUUGAUUUGGUCCGAUUUCCACUCAGCCACGAAACUGUUUAAAAGCACUCUGAAGUUUAUAGCAAAAAAUUUCGCUACUCUCGUCUCAAAACCUGAAUGGAUGGAAAUGAUGAAAAAUCGUCCGGAUUUGUGCCUCAAGGCUAACCAGAAAAUAGCUCAACGGAUGAAACACGGGCAGUUUCCUUACUCCAAAGAAUUCGAACAAGAUUCUGAUGACAUAGCAUAAUCCUGCUUGGUGUCUUUAGAUAUCCUUUUUUCAUUUAAAGAAAGGUUUUCGGACGGCAUUUCUGUUCAACCUGGAAAAUUUGUUCAAGUUACUUGGGGCUCAAAGAAAAACAGAGACAUCAUCUUAUACAAGUCAUUCAGUAUUUAAUUAAGUGCAACUGAACAGUUAAAUUAAUUUCAGUGUUGAAUUGUGUAUCUCUUUUUGAAAACAAAGCAUUUCAAUUUCGGCUGCCAUUUUGCUUAAACUCUUCUUUUUCCUUGGUGUAAACAUAGGAUCAAUAUAUUUUUGUUUGCAUCAAUGUAAACUGCUAGGUUGAUUUUUUUUUUGUAACCGAUAGACUACAACUGUUCAAUGCCUGUUAACUGAUUUCAUCAGGGGAAAUUUGUCAGCAACACAGAAAGUAUCUGAAAUUUGAAAAUUAUUCUUCUGAUGUUUACGUAACCGAUUUUUUAAGUUAACACGUUGACUGCCACGUAUUUUCCCCUGUUGUCAGUUCCUGAGGUUCACACUGAUCAGUUUUGGUGCUUCUAUGAGUGGGAAUGGGAAGGAUCUCUCGCUGGCGUAAUGGGUCUUUUUCUAACAGUUUUAUUUCGUUUCUUUGUUUUUAGUCUCUGAUGCAAUGGACUCUUUGUAUAUUGCAGAAUAGAUCAAUAAAUGUGCAAAUAAAAAUAAUUUGCUAUA
This is a messenger RNA of Daphnia pulex (common water flea), 1948 nucleotides long. RefSeq lists its product as uncharacterized. Gene Ontology annotation, cellular component: cytoplasm; nucleus. Lineage: Eukaryota; Metazoa; Arthropoda; Branchiopoda; Diplostraca; Daphniidae. Gene Ontology annotation, biological process: regulation of proteolysis; proteasome-mediated ubiquitin-dependent protein catabolic process. The transcript has 3 exons. The record is from RefSeq and is a predicted model, not a curated record. Bases 134 to 1267 code for a protein of 377 amino acids. Gene Ontology annotation, molecular function: ubiquitin protein ligase binding.